Messenger RNA from Arachis duranensis, 1044 nucleotides. RefSeq names its product ras-related protein RHN1. Gene Ontology annotation, molecular function: GTP binding; GTPase activity. The coding region runs from base 249 to 854 and encodes 201 amino acids. Lineage: Eukaryota; Viridiplantae; Streptophyta; Magnoliopsida; Fabales; Fabaceae. The transcript is spliced from 7 exons. The record is from RefSeq and is a predicted model, not a curated record.
ACAGAAAACAAAUAAAACGAAAACGUUUGGACGCCGACGCAGCAAGCAACGAAGGAAACAACCCACCGUAAGCGAAAAGCAAAUAAACUUAUUAUUAUUCAGCGGAAGAGACAUUCUCUCUUUCUAUUCGUCUCCUUUUUAUCAUUCCAAAUCCUCAGCGUAUUCGCGGAGUACAAAGCUCGAAUCUCUUGGGUAUUGGGUCGUAGGUUUUUCUCUUCGAUUUGCCGAUCGAUCCAAUUCUCAUCCCAAUGGCUACGAUCGGCCACAACAAUCUCAAUGCCAAAUUGGUUCUCCUCGGGGAUAUGGGUGCCGGAAAAUCCAGUCUCGUUUUGCGCUUCGUCAAGGGUCAAUUUCUUGAAUUUCAGGAAUCAACUAUAGGUGCAGCGUUCUUUUCUCAGACAUUGGCUGUCAAUGAUGCGACAGUGAAAUUCGAGAUUUGGGACACAGCCGGGCAAGAGAGAUACCAUAGCUUGGCACCCAUGUACUACAGAGGUGCUGCUGCUGCUAUCAUUGUCUAUGACAUUACUACCCCGGACUCAUUUACUCGAGCCAAAAAGUGGGUCCAAGAGCUUCAAAAGCAAGGGAAUCCUAACAUGGUCAUGGCUCUUGCUGGUAACAAAGCUGACUUGGAAGAUAAGAGGCAAGUGACAGCUGAUGAGGCACGCGUAUAUGCUGAGGAAAAUGGUCUGUUUUUCAUGGAGACAUCUGCAAAAACUGCAGCCAAUGUUAAUGAUAUAUUUUAUGAAAUAGCAAAGAGGUUGCCAAGGGCUCAGCCAGCUCAGAACCCAGCAGGGAUGGUUCUUGUUGAUAGACCUGCCGAAGGAUCUAGAGCAGCUGCUUCUUGUUGUUCAUAAACUCUUAUUUUUCUUUCCUUAAUUAAUUAAUUAAUCUUGCUGCUGCUUUUUCUUUCCUGUGGUUUGAUAUGCACUAAUCACUUUUGAUGGCACUGUUAUGUGGUGCUCUAGAAAGUGUAUGGCCUUGCCUAAUCAAUGGAAUUUGCAAAAACAGAAUUUUAUGGUCCAAAAUAUAUUCCUUUUGUAUGUA